AUGGCCUACCAGGAAAUGUCGAUCAAAGAGAAACUGAAAUGUGCGCGAACAACAGAAGAAGUUUUAUUCAUUUUAAAUAUGUCUGAAUAUUUACCACUUUUUGCGAAAGCGGAUAUCGUUCAAGCAUCAGCUUUAAGGCUAUUAAGGGAAGCUGAUUUAAAGUGCAUCGGUAUCGACAGUUUUGGACGACAGAAACUUCUCCGAGCAAUUCGUUAUUUAUCAAAAAAUAUAUCAGUGACAAUUGGCGAUAGGAUUCGACAAAAAAUAUAUUAUGCUACAAAUAUAGAAUCGAAAUAUUCCAAAAUUAGUGAAGAGAAGUUCUGUUUGCAAAAGGCAGAAGAUGAAUUAUUGCGAUGUAAAGUGGAAUUAAAUUUAAAACGAAAUGAAUUGGCACGAAUACAGAAACAGGCUAAACUAAUUCGCGAGAUAUUUGAAAUGAUAGGUGAUGCAAGACAGUACGUGGAAAAACUUCGAAAAAAUUGCGACAAAUAUGGCAGUUUAUCUGUUCAGCGAUUAGCUGUUGACCUUGAAAGCUUGUUGAACACUUUCCUUAAAAAUGCUAAUUCAAAUCCAUCCAACGAAAAUAUAUCGCCUCUAGCAGUUGUACAAAACACAAAUUCAUGUUGUACAAAUAUCCAGCGAUAUUUGCCUGAAUCGUUGCUAAAAUCUUUGACAAAGUAUAAUACUCGGCUUUACUGUUCAACUGAAACAGGUCCCGGUCCUUGGUAUGCAAAAAUUUUGAAAUCUACAGCUACUCGGCGCUAUAAACAGCCUCCCUCUUUAAUCUAUUAUCACCCUGUUGAUGAAGAAAGGUAUCAGGAAACGACAAUAUCACUAUCAACUCAAACAUCACAGUACGGACACCCAAGUUUCGUGGAUGGGUUAUUCUCGAAAUUUGGAAAAAACAAAACAUCAACACCUUAUAAACAACACUCUUCAUCAGUUAAACAAUAUUCAAGCAACACGAGCAGCUUACAACAAUCACUUCAUCACUCCCGUCAAAAGGUUAAAAAUGUGUUUAUGAAAGCGUCAAGAUGCUAA
Molecule: messenger RNA, 1041 nt
Organism: Brugia pahangi
Lineage: Eukaryota; Metazoa; Nematoda; Chromadorea; Rhabditida; Onchocercidae
Source: the annotation of a GenBank genome assembly